UCAUGGCCUUGGACCUUGGUCAUACUCUUGACAUCAUUCCCGGCUCCGACGCAAGGCGACGGCAGUUGCAAAGAGAUGCUUAAGCUCUGCUUUGCAACAAUUGGAGAUGUGAAGGCAGAAGUUGGGAAAGAGAAGGACCGUCCCCAGAUGUUGAAAUGUUGUGAUUAUCUAAUAAGGCCCAAAGGACGAUGUAUCUGUGGAUAUCUUAGAGACAAAAAGAGUUUUUCUGAGAUUCACACUCUUGCGUGGCAUUGUUGGAAAACACCUGCACCUCAACUUUCAGAUGCUAGGGAUUAUUACAAGUGUCCCUAA
Molecule: messenger RNA, 312 nt
Organism: Eutrema salsugineum
Lineage: Eukaryota; Viridiplantae; Streptophyta; Magnoliopsida; Brassicales; Brassicaceae
Exons: 1
Source: RefSeq, a predicted model, not a curated record